AUGAUGAGUCACUGCAACAACAACAAACUAGUAACAAGGAGGAGAUGGUUGACCCAGAUGAUACAACUGAAGUAAAAGAGGAGAAGAAGAAGGGAAUGCAGGACGGAACCUCUUUAGACUUAGGUCAGAAGGUAGAAGAUAGCAGUCAACCCGCUAAUGAUGAAGCUACGGUGAAAAUUUCCAUCUGUGACACAGACAGUAGCUGGACUGAUUCAAAAGGUACCCAGAAUUAAUAUUUUAUGACAUACAGUGGAACCUCUAAUGUCAAAACACAAUCCGCUCUGGAACCCUGGACGACCUCCUACGUAGAAUUACAAUAGUAAAUACGACGGUAAACUACAGUAAAUGAUGGAGUUUCAAUAUCAAACUGUUACAAUUAUUGAACGUUUGUUACCUGUACAGGCAUUUGUUUUAGGUCUCACCUGUUCAGUUCACGCAUACAAGUAUAAAAAUAAUUGAACUACUAAGUUAACAUAUAUAGUUAUAGUACAACAUAAAAAUAAAGCACUUAAAACAAUGACUGAACAUGAUGUAAUGCCGAGGUGUUUCAGAGAACGGGUUAUACAUCCAUCCACUUUCUGAACCACUUAUUCUCAUUAAGGUUGUGGGUGAGCUGCUGGAGCCCGGAUGACUUUGGGCUUGAGGCGGGGUACACCCUGGACUUGUCGCCAGCCAAUCGCAGAACACAUACAGUAUAGACAAACAGCCAUUCACACUCACAUUUCAACCGACAAUUUAGUCUUCAAUUACGGUAACCUAAGAAGUAUGCUAUCGGAAUGUGGGAGGAAGCCGAGGUAGCCGGAGAAAUCCCUCGCAAAAACAGGCAGAACAUGCUAACUCUACACAGGAACGCCUGAGCCCAUAUUCGAACCCCGAAUCUCAGAACUGUGAUGCGGAUGUGCUAACCACCCGCCCAAGAACAGGUUAACCACAGUAAACUAAUCAUUCAAAUACCGUACCUCAACUAUGAAAGUAUUGUGUUGAAUGUGAGUUACCUCUCAGUCUGUCAGGGAUGCUAAGGUCUCAAUGCAUAUGCUGACAUCAUGCAUGACACGGGUUCAGCCUCUCAAGUUUUGUGUGGCUUUUGAGGCAAAUAGUUCAGCAGAUGUUGGUUGAAUUCCGAAUUGAGUGACCACGGGAUACCACGUAUUGGGCUUGAGAGGUUCCACUGUCUUUGUUUGUAUACUAUCUGAAAAGCUAGCAGUGUGGGGAAUUGGUUCCUUUUUUGAUGCCUCUCCGCUGCAGAUGAUGACAAAACUAUCAUGACAAAGCAAAUCAUAGCUCUUCCGCCAAUCCAGUGUGCCACUCAGGACAUAAUCGGGAUGGACACACCCUCUAAGCGAGUCCCUGGCAGAGGAAGUAAAGUGACACGCAAAAGUCCCAGCUUUCGCCCAAAAGAGGAGAUGAAGAAGAAAAAAGGCGUCAUGCGGAGGGCGGACCAGAAUAAGGUCUCAGCCUUACAGAGUCGAAAAAGCGUAGCCAAGGCGGUGGCCAGACAUCCUCGGCCAGCUGUGCUUCACGGUUCUGCGAGACGCAAAGCCGCAGGUGUUGAAAGCUCUCAGCCUUUAAGUGUCCACCAGUCCAGGGAGAGACCUACUCCUUUGUCCUUGCAUCUGUCUCGAGAGAGAAAAUCUUCACCAUCUGUCUGGCAUGCUUCUCUCCAUCUUGUUAUGACUGCUACCCAGAGCCCCACACGGCCUGUUCUGUUAAAAGUGGCAUUGCAGAGCCGCGGUUCUGAUCAGGAACCCCCACGGCCUGACUCUGCAUGUAGCCUUAAACGGAGCCCCCAAGUGGAGGCGGUGCUCAGUGAGGCCCGGCCCUCCACUGCAUGCUCCCGCCCUCCCCCUCUGAAAAAUACACAGGUAGAGAAGGAGAGAGCAUACCGUAGUCCGGAGAAGAGGUCAUCUCUUCCCAGGCCGUCCAAGUCACUGACCCGCCACCUUCCUGCAGCUGAACAAGAAGACAACUGCACCCCCUCCAGGCCAACCUCUAUCAGCUCUGAGGCCAAAGUCGACUGCAGGUCUGGGAGGGGCCCUGCUAUGGCAGGCACAGACUCUGGACGUUCCUGGUCGGCUCGCAGCGGAACCUCUACCCCUGGAUCCUCUGCUGUCACACCCGGCACGCCCCCAAGCUACUCCCGCACGCCCGGCUCACGCACCCCUGGCAGCCACACGCCCAAGUCCUUCAGCGUUCUCCAGGAGAAGAAGGUUGCGAUAAUCCGCACCCCGCCCAAGUCGCCAUCCUCAGCCCAGCGGCAGUUGAAGGUUCUCAACCAACCCUUGCCUGACCUAAAAAAUGUCAAGUCAAAGAUUGGCUCCACCGCCAAUCUUAAACACCAACCCAAAGGCGGACAGGUGCAAAUUUUAAACGAGAAGCUGGACUUCAGUCAUGUUGAGUCAAAGUGCGGCUCCAAGGAUAAUCUGAAACACACGUCCAAAGGAGGCAAUGUCAUGAUUCCAAGUGUUAAAUUGGACUAUAGCCACGUCCAGGCUAAAUGCGGCUCCCUGAAUAAAAUCCAGCAUGCCCCAGGCGGAGGAAACGUCCAAAUCCAGACCAACAAAAUCGAUUUAAGCCACAUCACUUCUAAAUGUGGCUCCAUGUCUAACAUCCACCACAGGCCAGGUGGAGGCAACAUUCGGAUCGAGAAUGUGAAGUUGGACUUUAAAGACAAAGCUCAAUCCAAGGUCCGCUCACUGGACAACGCCAGCCACAUGCCAGGAGGCGGGAAUGUGAUGAUCGAAAGCCACAAGCUGAGCUUUCGUGACUCCGCCAAAGCUCGGGUAGACCACGGUGCAGAAAUUGUCGUCACCCAAUCCCCCGGGCUGGAGAUGGGAAGCACCUCACCUCACAUGUCCUCCGCCGGCAGUAUGAAUCUUUUGGAGUCGCCACAGCUUUCUACACUGGCCCAAGAUGUCACCGCCGCACUGGCCAAGCAGGGCUUAUGAGCCGCUCGCUUUGGGUCAUCCCUCCUCCCUAACAGUUUAAUUCAGUCAAAAGCAUCACGUGUUCUCUCGCGGCCCACUCCAGACCCUCCACCCCUGCAGUUCUGCUUUCCAGAGGGAUGUAAAAAAAAAAAAAAAAAAGAGAAUUCUCCAAUUAUUAAUCCACUCCGUAUUCAAGUUACUGUCUUCAUCCUUCAUUGGACUUUUGUGUACUUGUGCAGAAGACGGCGUGUCUGGUAUAAGAUUGUACAGUGUUUUUUUUUUUUUUUAAGCAUUGCGGCAUUGCUCUUGCAUGGGGACCACUCUUGAAGUAAACUCAAUUUGCAGCAACUUGGAAAACUAUUUGAAACUGUGAUAAAAAGAACUACUAGCUUCUAAUGUUGGGGGUCUGAUGAGCAUGUCUGUUAAAAGAAAUGUGGCAUUUAAAGAAAAACGAUGGUUUGUAGUGGUUUUAUGAUAUGUGAUAAUGACCUGGUGGAAAAUGUGUGUGUUUUUAUAUUUCACUGUCGUUUUGUACGUUGGCUAUGGCUGCAGUCCUCCAAUAGAGUUAUUUUAUUUCCUGUAAAUGAAUAAUUGUUUCUGUGUUUCUCAAAUGACCAUAGUUCUUGAGUAUUCAAAAGGUCUUUUGGGAGGAAUGUGAGUUUAAAGGCCCCUCGUAUCCCUUGUGGCCUUUCCUCUGCUACAGAGAGAGAGGAAAAAUGAAACGUGCUCUUGUGUAAACAAACAUUCCAUUUAAAAAGAGUGUGAAUGUGAGUGAACCAGUCUGUUUUAGAGAAAUGAAGGAUGCAUGGUACUCUUGACUUGCGGCUGUAAGGAUUAAUUCAGAACUGUUCUAGUGUGUUCUCCGCUCACUGUCGUGAAUGUCCCACCCUGAUGUCUGGCACCUCUCCUCCAGUGUUUAUCUCCGCCUGUGUACGUGUAUUUAAAAUAUCAUGUUGUUUGCAAUGUUGUCAUGGGUAAAUGCUCACGUGGAAAACCAAUUGCAAGGGAAAUAAAGAACACUGAAAGUAGUUCACGCUUACCUUGUGUUCAAAUCAAAUGUGGCUACGUUUGUUCAGAAUGCAUGUUGUAUGUACUCGACACUUAAACAAUAUAAGAUCUAAUACAAUUAAUUAUUAAUAUUAAUAACAUUAAUAUUUACCUAUAUAAAUAUGAUAGGUCAACUGUUGGUGUAUACAUAUAUUAUUUUGACAAUGUUAACAUGCUGUGGUUGUAGUUUGUACUGAAUCAUACUUUGAGAUGUUCGUAAUUUUGGCUCUCACGAGGUAACCUAAAAAUUUGGCACAAUUCUCUUUGUGAUGCAUUUAUGUACAACCACAAUAAACAUAUUGUUAAAAUGUUACCAAAAAAAGAGCAUUAUUACUUUUUGUACAGAAUAUUUGAUACAGGUCUUAUGUUAAAUCACUGUAUUGUGCGCAUAUAGUCAUGAUGUUAUGGCCGGGUGGUGUAUUUACAUUGUUUUGUCCUUAAUGUAUUUUUUAUACAGUAGUGUACUAACUUUAACAUGGGCAGACUUCAUGUCCACACUGUUGUUCUUGAAGUCCAAACAUUGUCUAUCCUGAAUGUCAACC
Messenger RNA from Phycodurus eques (leafy seadragon), 4513 nucleotides. RefSeq names its product microtubule-associated protein tau-like. Gene Ontology annotation, biological process: microtubule cytoskeleton organization; neuron projection development. Gene Ontology annotation, cellular component: neuron projection. The record is from RefSeq and is a predicted model, not a curated record. The transcript has 13 exons. NCBI's taxonomy places the organism in Eukaryota, Metazoa, Chordata, Actinopteri, Syngnathiformes, Syngnathidae. Bases 1263 to 2945 code for a protein of 560 amino acids. Gene Ontology annotation, molecular function: microtubule binding.